AUGACCAUUAGGAACCUACAGACUUCAGACACCGAGGUGGAUAUCAUCCAGGUGCAGAAAAGGAUGUUACAAGCUAUGCUGGAUGGGCUUGAUGUGCUGCUGAGCCAGAAGAUUUGCUCCAGGAGGUUGAAACUGCAAGUGUUAGAUAUGCUGGACAUGCACCAAAAGUUCUGCAGAGUCUGGGCUGGACACAGCUUGGAAGUCUGCUCCUCAGAGGCCAUGAAGAGGAGAAACACAGGGAAAAGUGAGGCAAGGGCAGCAGAAAAGCGACCCCUCAGGGUGACUGUGGACUUGAGUCUUGGUCAGACAUUUCAGACUCCAUUCCAAACCUACCUUCUCAAGUGGAUCCAAAAGAGGAAAGAUCUGGUGCAGCUGGAUUGUACGAAGCUGUGUGUCACCGUACCCUGCAUUGCAAGUAUUGCAGAGGUCCUGGAAAUGCUUAACCAUGGUUCUGUGAAGGAGCUGAAUGUUCGGAACCUCUGGACACCCUUUACCUUGGUUCAUUUUGCCCCUUACCUGGGCCAUAUGAAAAAUCUUAAAAAACUAAUUCUCAAUAACAUCCGUGUGCCUGUGUCCCUUUCUCUAACUGAGAGAAAGGAGUUAGUCACCCAAACCACCUUUGAAUUCCUUAAGCUUCUCUCUCUGGAGGAGAUGUAUAUGGAAUCUGUCUCCUUCCUGGAAGACCACCUGGACCAGGUGCUCAGGCCUGAGCCCCUCCGAUCUUUCCUGAAUAACCUCACAGCCACGCUGACUACCCUACACUUGCAGGCCUGUGGGAUCACGGAUGCCCAGGUCCAUGCCUUUCUGCCCACCUUGAGCAACUGUUCCCAGCUCACUACCUUCAGCUACAUGUGGAACUGCAUGUCCGUAGCCACCCUGGAGAGCCUGCUGUGCCACACUGCCCGGCUAAGCAGCUUAAGCCUAAUGUAUUCUGCUCCUGAAGAGGUUUGUGUUUCCAGGCAUGGUGUCCACCAGCUGAGACAGGACCAGAUUCUAGAUGGGCUGAGGAGGAUCAUGCUGCCGUAA
Fukomys damarensis (Damara mole-rat) is the source of this 1026-nucleotide messenger RNA. Its product is annotated as PRAME family member 12-like. The record is from RefSeq and is a predicted model, not a curated record. The transcript is spliced from 2 exons. The coding region runs from base 1 to 1026 and encodes 341 amino acids. Gene Ontology annotation, cellular component: cytoplasm. Lineage: Eukaryota; Metazoa; Chordata; Mammalia; Rodentia; Bathyergidae.